AAGUCACUACUCCAGCGGGCCUGGCGGACGCAAUUGCCUACCCCGGGUGGAGACUGUUGUUGCACCUAGUCCUCCUGCCUGCCACGCUCAGCAGCUCCGCAGUCCUACACCAUGGCGGACAGCCGGGACCCAGCCAGUGACCAGAUGAAGCAGUGGAAGGAGCAGCGGGCCCUGCAGAAACCCGAUGUGCUGACCACUGGAGGUGGGAACCCAAUAGGAGAUAAACUUAAUGUCAUGACCGCGGGGUCCCGGGGGCCCCUCCUCGUUCAGGAUGUGGUUUUCACUGAUGAGAUGGCACAUUUUGACAGAGAGCGAAUUCCUGAGAGAGUGGUACAUGCAAAAGGAGCAGGUGCCUUUGGAUACUUUGAGGUCACUCACGACAUCACCAGAUAUUGUAAGGCAAAGGUGUUUGAGCAUAUUGGGAAGAGGACCCCCAUUGCGGUGCGGUUCUCCACAGUCGCUGGAGAGUCGGGUUCGGCUGACACAGUUCGUGACCCCCGUGGGUUCGCAGUGAAAUUCUACACUGAAGAUGGUAACUGGGAUCUUGUGGGAAACAACACCCCUAUUUUCUUCAUCAGGGACGCCAUUUUGUUUCCAUCCUUUAUCCAUAGCCAGAAGAGAAAUCCACAAACUCACCUGAAGGACCCCGACAUGGUCUGGGACUUCUGGAGCCUGCGCCCAGAGUCUCUUCAUCAGGUUUCUUUCUUGUUCAGUGAUCGAGGGAUUCCAGAUGGGCACCGGCACAUGAACGGCUAUGGAUCACACACGUUCAAGCUGGUUAAUGCAAAUGGAGAGGCCGUCUACUGCAAGUUCCAUUACAAGACUGACCAGGGCAUCAAAAACUUGCCUGUUGGAGUGGCGGGCAGACUUGCCCAGGAAGAUCCCGAUUAUGGCCUUCGAGAUCUUUUUAAUGCCAUUGCCAAUGGCAACUACCCGACCUGGACUUUUUACAUCCAGGUCAUGACCUUUAAGGAGGCAGAAACUUUCCCAUUUAAUCCAUUUGAUCUUACCAAGGUUUGGCCUCACAAGGACUACCCUCUUAUACCAGUUGGCAAACUUGUCUUAAACAGAAAUCCAGUUAACUACUUUGCUGAAGUUGAACAGAUGGCUUUUGACCCAAGCAACAUGCCCCCUGGCAUUGAGCCCAGCCCUGACAAAAUGCUCCAGGGGCGCCUUUUUGCUUAUCCGGACACUCACCGCCACCGCCUGGGACCCAACUAUCUGCAGAUACCGGUGAACUGUCCCUACCGUGCUCGAGUGGCCAACUACCAGCGUGAUGGCCCCAUGUGCAUGCACGACAAUCAGGGUGGCGCUCCCAACUACUACCCCAACAGCUUCAGUGCACCGGAGCAGCAGCGCUCAGCCCUGGAGCACGCUGCCCAGUGCUCCGUAGAUGUGAAGCGCUUCAACAGCGCUAACGAAGACAACGUCACUCAGGUACGGACAUUCUAUACGAAGGUGUUGAACGAGGAGGAGAGGAAACGCCUGUGUGAGAACAUUGCAGGCCAUCUGAAAGAUGCUCAGCUCUUCAUUCAAAAGAAAGCGGUCAAGAAUUUCUCCGACGUCCAUCCUGACUACGGGGCUCGCAUCCAGGCUCUUUUGGACAAAUACAACGCCGAGAAGCCUAAGAACGCCAUCCACACCUACAUGCAGGCGGGCUCGCACUUGGCUGCAAAGGAGAAAGCUAACCUGUGAGGCGCAGGCGCAGGUGCUCGCCCUGGCCUCCGCGGAGGAGGUCUCUCAUGAAGCCAAGCAGA
Acomys russatus (golden spiny mouse) is the source of this 1757-nucleotide messenger RNA. It is a transcript of the gene Cat, whose product is annotated as catalase. Gene Ontology annotation, biological process: hydrogen peroxide catabolic process; response to hydrogen peroxide. Gene Ontology annotation, molecular function: heme binding; catalase activity. Lineage: Eukaryota; Metazoa; Chordata; Mammalia; Rodentia; Muridae. Gene Ontology annotation, cellular component: cytoplasm; mitochondrion; peroxisome. The transcript is spliced from 13 exons. Bases 112 to 1695 code for a protein of 527 amino acids. The record is from RefSeq and is a predicted model, not a curated record.